AUUGAGGCACAACGUGCCAUUCAACUCAAGCGGGGCUCAGCUAUUCCAACUGAACAAACUAAUAAGCUUGUAAAUGUUCUUAAUCGAGUGCUUGAUUCAAGUCUCAAAGAAGUGGCUUUCUUAAAGCAAGAACUAGAGGGAGAUCUGGCCGAUCGCCAAAACAAGUCUCAAGGAAAUAAAGAUGAUCUACUUACGCUCGUCUCAGCAAUAACCACGGGUAAAGGACUCAAAAAUCCAUCCACUUCGACUAUGAAAUAA
Messenger RNA from Protopolystoma xenopodis, 258 nucleotides. The record is from the annotation of a GenBank genome assembly. NCBI's taxonomy places the organism in Eukaryota, Metazoa, Platyhelminthes, Monogenea, Polystomatidea, Polystomatidae.